AUGAAUCACAAAGAUCUAAUCGAUUUGAUACCUCUACAGGUGAAAUGUAGUAGCGAUCCGGAAAUAAAAGAAGGUAAACCAUCACCGGAAGCAUAUCUUGUAACAAUGCAACGAUUCCGGAAUCCACCAGUAGCACCCAGUAAUGUUUUGGUUUUCGAGGAUGCUCCAAAUGGUGUUCUGGCUGCUAUUCGUGCUGGCAUGAAUGUUAUUAUGGUACCUGAUUUGAGAUAUGCAAAAGUACCUGAUGAAGGAAAGGAGCAAGUUGUGGAAGUGCUAAAAAGUUUGGAAGAUUUUAGGCCAGAAUCAGUGGGCUUACCAGCCUUUGGCCAAAAUCAAUAA
Loa loa (African eye worm) is the source of this 339-nucleotide messenger RNA. RefSeq lists its product as hypothetical. The transcript is spliced from 2 exons. NCBI's taxonomy places the organism in Eukaryota, Metazoa, Nematoda, Chromadorea, Rhabditida, Onchocercidae. The record is from RefSeq and is a predicted model, not a curated record. Gene Ontology annotation, molecular function: phosphatase activity. The coding region runs from base 1 to 339 and encodes 112 amino acids.